AUGUAUUUUCUGUCAAAAAUCAUUGUUGGUUCUUCGUUUGAAGAGCUUCAGGAUAAUACAUGGACCUAUCAACUGAUCUAUUCCGCGCCGGGCAAGUUGACAAAUAUUGUUCCAACGCUGGAUGCUUCGCUCAUGGAUCGCGAGGCGUAUAUUAACGGUGACGACAAGGACAAAGAGAAAUGCUUUUACUUUCUUCAUGUUACCGAUAUCAUCUGCAAUCCAUGGAUGAUGGAAGGUCGUUCAUUUACUGAUGAGUAG
Paracoccidioides lutzii Pb01 is the source of this 258-nucleotide messenger RNA. RefSeq lists its product as hypothetical. The coding region runs from base 1 to 258 and encodes 85 amino acids. The record is from RefSeq and is a predicted model, not a curated record. The transcript has 2 exons.